AUGGAGCGAGCCUCGUCGAGCCUGGGGCCAUCGGACGGAGGCUCAUCGUCUUCACUGUCCGGCACCAUAUCAGCACCGCGGCCACAACGCUGCACACUCGAGUCACUUCCCGCAGAGCUUAUCGAAAAGAUCUUUUUCCACAGUUUAGAAAUCAACCUGCCCCGAGCAUCAUGGCACAUUGCCCGCAUCCUCUCCAAACCCAUCAUAUAUAAGUGGUUGGUUCGCGUAGCCUUCAGCAGCUCCAAUACUAGCUCCAAACAUGACUUUUUCACCCCGGACUUUCUCCCACCGCCACUGACCUACUGGGCCGUCUCGCCCUCCGAGCGCACCCAUCUGCAGACGACCAUUCUCGAGUGCCGAUGGUGCACGUUGCAAUUGAUCCGACAAUGCCAACAGGAUUACGUGAAGCAGAUUAUUCGGCAGAAAUGCAAAGACCUGGUCUUCUCGGACCGGGACCAGCAGAUACUCGACAACAUUGACCAGUGGUUCUCGCGUCCGAUGGAGUUUGACUUGGCUGUGCAUGGACGUCGCGGUAGCGGUGAUUUAGUGAUGAAAGCAAAGAAAAAGCAUACCCCAGCAGCACCGGCAACAACGGCAACAUCAACAGCAGCAGAGACUACACCAACGGCCGCGCCAGUAACAACAUUCUCAGACGUACGAAUCUCAUUCUGGAUCCAUUUCGGAGCCGUCCAGAUCGGCGAACCCAGCCCCGUCUCCUACGAAAUCGACCAAUUCCGUCUCCCCUGCGCGCCUUCGCUCGACGAGCGACCACGCAUGCCCAACAAACUCCUCCGCCCGCCGUGGACCGCCGAAAAACUCGAGUUCCUUCUCCUCCUCUCGCAAGAAGCCUGGAUCGACGAAGACACGCACAGCAGCGACCGUUCACACCUCGUCUUGCGCCAACUCAUCCGCGACCGCGACUACCUCACCUUCGAGAAACUGCUGUACAUGAACGUGGUUAGCAAGAACUACAGCUAUCCGCAAAAUUGGCCCGUGAAGACGCGCCAUUUCCGCGCCGCUGUCAAAUAUGCCCGUGGCAGGAAUGAUCCAUUUGUGAGGUUGUUGUAUCAUCAGAGAUGGCAUGUAUUGGGGGAAAGAGAGAGGGAUGUUAAGGCUGAGGUACUGAAUAAUCUGGAUGUUUCGGCGAGGAGGCUGAAUUUUGAGUGA
This is a messenger RNA of Talaromyces atroroseus, 1167 nucleotides long. RefSeq lists its product as hypothetical. The record is from RefSeq and is a predicted model, not a curated record. Bases 1 to 1167 code for a protein of 388 amino acids. The transcript has a single exon. NCBI's taxonomy places the organism in Eukaryota, Fungi, Ascomycota, Eurotiomycetes, Eurotiales, Trichocomaceae.